Messenger RNA from Neopsephotus bourkii (Bourke's parrot), 1753 nucleotides. It is a transcript of the gene MCTS1, whose product is annotated as MCTS1 re-initiation and release factor. The transcript is spliced from 6 exons. NCBI's taxonomy places the organism in Eukaryota, Metazoa, Chordata, Aves, Psittaciformes, Psittacidae. Gene Ontology annotation, biological process: formation of translation preinitiation complex. The coding region runs from base 182 to 727 and encodes 181 amino acids. Gene Ontology annotation, molecular function: RNA binding. The record is from RefSeq and is a predicted model, not a curated record.
AUGCUGCGUGCGUUCCGUUGUCAUGGAGCAGCGCGACAGGCCGUAAAGCGGGCGGCGCUUCCGGCUGGCGCGGAGGGGAGGGUUGGGAGCCUCGUGUGAGGGAGCGUGGAGGCUGUGGGUGCCCGCCCGCCGGCCCCAGGCACCCGCCCGCCUCGCCAGCCCGGCGCCCCCCACCCCCAGGAUGUUCAAGAAAUUUGAUGAAAAGGAGAAUGUAUCAAACUGCAUCCAGCUGAAGACUUCAGUUAUUAAAGGAAUUAAGAAUCAACUGAUAGACCAGUUUCCUGUUAUUGAACCAUGGCUAAACCAGAUCAUGCCAAAGAAAGACCCAGUCAAAAUAGUAAGAUGCCAUGAACAUAUAGAAAUCCUCACUGUGAACGGGGAGCUGCUGUUCUUCAGACAAAGAGAAGGGAUUUUCUACCCGACACUAAGGUUGCUUCACAAAUACCCAUUUAUUCUACCACAUCAGCAGGUUGAUAAAGGCGCCAUUAAGUUUGUACUAAGUGGAGCUAAUAUAAUGUGCCCUGGCCUGACGUCUCCUGGAGCAAAACUUUACCCCGCUGCCAUUGAUACUGUUGUUGCAAUAAUGGCAGAGGGAAAACAACAUGCAUUAUGUGUGGGAGUAAUGAAGAUGUCAGCUGAGGACAUUGAGAAGGUCAACAAAGGGAUUGGUAUCGAAAAUAUCCACUAUUUAAAUGAUGGCCUUUGGCAUAUGAAGACGUACAAGUGAAACAAAAAGAACUGUUACUCCAAAGGAAUGCACUUAGAUUAAAUGUGGACUGCUUUGUAAUUCCUUAUUUUUAAUGUGACUGAAUGUACAAAUUAUUUUGUUCUGUGGCUAUGCUAAAUAAAUCAAGUGAAUGCAAAAGUUCUGUUAGGCUACAAUAGUUUUCUAGAUUUCUUUUUAUUACAGUUCUUUUGUCUUAAAGUCAAGUCUUCAGUGACUGAAGAUAAUUGAUGGCAAGAUUGUGCAUGGACUGUGAGUAGACUAUUUCAAACAAAAAGGAGGAAAAAGGCAAGAAAUGUUUACAUUUUUAUGCUCUUCUAAAAGAGUAACAGUGUAUGUGAAAUGUAAUUUAAUACGGUUUAUAAAACCUCUGAAACAUUUCAGUUCUUUUCUUCUGAUUAACAUCUUUUUAGUCUACCUGUUUCUUGAAUCAUUUUUUUUGUCAUUAUUUUUUAACUUAAUUUAUUAACAGCAUUUAUUUCAGUAUUUUACAUAAGGAUUUUCUCUUUUUAAUAUGCCUUUAUCUGCAUAGGAUUUAUUAAAGACUGGUAUGUGGACUAGAAAUUUUUAUGCUAGUUCGUAUCUGAAGCAUAUAUAUAUAUAUAUAUGUUCAAGUUUCUACCUGCCAACACACUGUUUGAUAUCUCUCUCCUUAUAGUGUUCUUACUAAUGUGGGCAUGCUCCCAGUGGAGUGUGUGCCAGCCUGGUGCCUGAUGCUGUACUCCCCGUUCGCCGCCUUAUUUUAGAAGCAGAAACAAAAUCACUAUCUAACAAAGGCACAGUAGCAAAACAUAGUUAUCAGUGUAGCCAGGAGUAACUUCUUCAGGUGGACCUUCAAACCAGAUCUCUGCUUGUGCACACUGCCACGUGUAUGUACACCUACAGAACGGGUUAAAGAGCACUGUGUAUUUGUCUGGAUAUGCCAACUCUGUUCAGUGACUGCACACCUAAAGCUACAUCCAUGGAAAACAGCCUGUGCUGUGGAAUCAUUUAAUAAACUAAAAAAACUUUAAGGUCUACCACUUGUAA